CUCUGACGUCACGGCGUAACGUAUACUGUGUACGGAAGUGUCACGUCUCUGCUAUGUGCUUGUAGCUUCUAGCUGCUGCUGCUGCUCUACAGACAAAUGCAAUCUCACACUUUUUCCAUCAGGAACUUGGCGCUAUUGUUAUCGGUUUUCAUGCAGCCAACACUGACAGUUUUUACAGUAUGAUACUAAAGCAGAAAGGUUGUCAAAUUCCUACUAGAUAAAGAUUUCCAGCAGCUUACAGGAAGUCCACAAUGAGUUCUCAGGAAGUACUGAAGAAUACCUCCACUCUGUUAUCAUAUAAUGUGCUGCUGCAGGUGUUGUUCCGUAUCCUCACCUUCUUGCUGAAUGCAUUCACACUGAGGUUUGUGACCAAAGAGCUGAUUGGUGUUGUCAACGUCAGGCUCACACUACUGUACACCACAUUAGUAUUUUUAUCCAGAGAAGCUUUCCGGAGAGCCUGUCUGAGUGGGGGAUCCAAGACGAAGCACAGCUGGAGACAAGCUAUCAACCUCAUAUGGCUGACGUUUCCUCUGGGAGUGUUAUGGGCGACCCUGCUGACCUGUGUGUGGCUGUGGCUCCUGGAGGUCCCCGACCCCCAGACUGUCCCUUACUAUGGCCCUGCUGUGGUGUUGUUUGCAUUGUCAGGAGUGCAGGAGCUCCUGGCUGAGCCCCUCUGGGUGCUGGCUCAAGCGCACAUGUUUGUCCGAGUGAAGGUGAUCGCCGAGAGCUUGGCAAUGAUCACUAAGUGCAGUAUAACCGUGGUGUUGGUGGUGUUUGCCCGUGAAUGGGGCCUUUACAUCUUCUCCGCUGCUCAGAUGAUGUUCACAGGAUCCCUGGUGCUGUGCUACGUUGUUUACUUCAGUCGUUACAUAGGCUCUGAAGAGGCAGCCAAGAAGGGUUUUCCUCUGCACCGUGUUGGAGAUCUCUUGCCCUGUAGAGCUGAUGGAGAGCCGCUGCUUGAUAGGACUCUGGCCGGGCUCACAUGGAGCUUCUUCAAGCAGUCCUUCCUGAAGCAGAUCCUGUCAGAGGGUGAGCGGUACAUCAUGACCUUCUUCAACGUCCUCAGCUUUGGAGAGCAGGGAGUUUAUGAUAUCGUCAAUAAUCUGGGCUCCAUGGUGCCCCGCUUCUUCUUCUUUCCUGUCGAGGAAAGCUUCUACAUCUUCUUUGCCAAAGUGCUGGAGCGAGGACGUGACGUCAAAAGUCAGAAACAAGAAGACAUUGCCAUUGCAGCAGAGGUCCUGGAGUGUCUGCUGAAACUGGUGCUGGUGGUUGGUCUGAUUAUCUCAGCGUUUGGAUACGCCUACUCUCACUUGGCUCUGGACAUUUAUGGCGGCUCUCUACUUAGCAGUGGGGCAGGGCCCUCUUUGCUGCGAUGCUACAGCUUCUAUGUUCUCAUGCUCGCUGUAAAUGGUGUAACGGAGUGCUUUGUAUUUGCUGCCAUGAGCCAAAAAGAGGUUGACAAGUAUAACCUGGUGAUGCUGGCUCUGUCUGUGUCUUUCCUGUUCCUGUCCUACAUGCUGACAUGGUGGGCUGGCGGUGUGGGCUUCAUACUGGCAAACUGCCUCAACAUGGGCCUCCGCAUUUUGAACAGCCUGCUUUACAUACACCGUUACUUCCAGUCAAGUCAAUGGAAACCUCUGCGAGGCCUUCUGCCCUCCCCGUUCCUACUACUGGCACUUGCUGUCAGUGCCGUUGUCACAGCGCUGUCUGAGGGUUUGUUCUGCUGUGACAGAGGCUCAAUGCUGAGGCUGGUCCAUAUCGGCGUCGGAGCUGCGUGUCUAUCGGUGUGUUUGUGACUUUUUUUUUUCACAGAGACAAGACUUAUUCAGUUUGUGAGGACUCAGCUCUUGCCUCAAUACAGAAAGAAAGACUCUUAAAGAGGACCUAUUGUGCUCAUUUUCAGGUGCAUACUUGUAUUUUGGGUUUCUACUGGAACAUGUUUACAUGAUUUAGUACUCAAAAAAAGUCUUUAUUUUUCUCCGUCUGUACUUCAGCACCUCUUUUCACCCUUUGUCUGAAACGCUGUGUUUGAGCUCCACGUUACAGAAGAAAGGCGGGACUCCAAUCAAGGCGUUUUAGGCAGUUCAGGAGCACUGUUUCUGUCGGGGAGAGUAACUCCCUUUUACAGGCACAAAAAAACUAUACAACACACUAAAGGAAGGGGGAAAAGCACAAAAGCAUAAUGGGUUGUCUUUAAAUGAGUCUGGAAAUUGGGUCACUGAACUGGAAGAAAGCUUCUGUUUCACUACAGAUGGAUUCUAACAAGAGCUGCUGAUUUGACAGUUACUGACUGUGUGAAAGCAACGAAGGAACAACUUCUUUAAUUGACCUCACAUGUUUGUAUGUCAAUGUGUGUAUUUAUGAUGCUGAUAUGUUUUCACUGGGUCAUUCCUGUGUUGAAUCAUACAAGUGUGAACAAACAUGACUGUUUUUGGGAUCCAAUUGUGGCCGAUAAAGAAAUGAAUGCAAUUUAAGAAAACUGUUGAAUUUGUUAAAGGAAUGAUUUGUCCCACAGAAGUAAAACAAGACAAACUCAUUCAUAUUUGCGGUAUUAUAAUUUAUUUAAUGGGCAAAAUAUGGAUUUAUAAAAUGUAAGCAGCCCAAAGGA
Molecule: messenger RNA, 2608 nt
Organism: Sebastes umbrosus (honeycomb rockfish)
Lineage: Eukaryota; Metazoa; Chordata; Actinopteri; Perciformes; Sebastidae
Gene: rft1
Product: RFT1 homolog
Biological process (GO): glycolipid translocation; dolichol-linked oligosaccharide biosynthetic process
Cellular component (GO): endoplasmic reticulum membrane
Source: RefSeq, a predicted model, not a curated record